AUGGUGAUCAAGUUCCUGAUGUUGUUCCUUCUCCUUUGGAGAUCUGUAGCAUCACAGAAACAUGAUAUUGCUGGUUUCACCUACAAUGGAUUUCAAGGAGUUAGCAUGAUCUUGGAUGGGUUAGCACAGAUUACUGACAAUGGCCUCCUGAUGUUGGUAAACUCAACUAUUCAACAGGUGCUUUUGCAAGCAAUUAUCUUGGGCCUCAUCAACAUGACCAACAUCGGCAAAUCAUCUAACCAUGUCUUCGCGAUCGAGCUUGAUUGUAUCCAAAAACAGGAGUUCAACGAUAUCGAUGGAAACCAUGUUGGUAUCGAUAUCAAUGACUUGAUAUCUAUUGAAUCUGCUCCAGCAUCUUAUUUUAAUCGCGAAGAGAAUAAGUAUGUGAACCUAAGCCUCAACAAUGAACAACCCAUGCAACUCUGGGUGGAAUAUAAUGGUGCAGAGAAGCAACUUAAUGUGACUUUAGCUCCUAUUAAUGUCCCUAAACCAAAGAUUCCACUCUUGUCCUCAAAAAUUGAUCUUUCUAAGAUCAUAUUGGAACCCAUGUUUGUAGGCUUUUCCUCAGCUACAAAACUCUUGCCAUCAUCCUAUUAUGUUUUGGGAUGGAGUUUUAAAAUGAAUGGGGAAGCAAGAGAACUCACCAUCUCCCAACUUCCUAAGCUUCCUCAUCAAAAAAGACAUAGGAGGAAACCUAGGAGGCUUUUUCUUGUUUCAUUUUCUGUGAUAACUGCUACUUUAGUAGUGUUAAUCUUGAUCUUCUGCAUCAUCCAAUUUAUUGUUAAAACGAAGAAAAAGUUCACCGAAUUACUUGAAGAUUGGGAACUUGAUUAUGGACCUCAUAUAUUCAAAUAUAAAGAUCUCUACAUCGCCACCAAGGGGUUCAAGGACAAAGAGCUUCUUGGAAGUGGUGGCUUUGGUAGCGUCUAUAGAGGUGUAUUACCCACUUCCAAGACAAGUUGCAGUGAAGCGAGUCUCUCACAAUUCUAG
This is a messenger RNA of Macadamia integrifolia, 990 nucleotides long. RefSeq names its product L-type lectin-domain containing receptor kinase V.9-like. Lineage: Eukaryota; Viridiplantae; Streptophyta; Magnoliopsida; Proteales; Proteaceae. Gene Ontology annotation, cellular component: plasma membrane. The transcript is spliced from 2 exons. Gene Ontology annotation, molecular function: carbohydrate binding. The coding region runs from base 1 to 990 and encodes 329 amino acids. The record is from RefSeq and is a predicted model, not a curated record.